GUAACACCCUUAGUAACAUUUCCAUUCUCGAAAGGUGCCCACACAAUAUUUCUCUACGUUAAGGAUAGUGUAGAAGAUCUAUGGCGUCCAGGAUCAUUAUAUUAAAUUUAUACUACAUAAUAAAAUUUCUCCAAAAAAAAAAAUGUCAAAAGAGAAGAAAUAAUAUCCCUUUCCACUUCCACCUCGGAAAAAAAUAGAAAAGAAAAAGGGAAAAAAGAAAUAAUAAUCUAAAGGAACAGAAGAGCCGAAGAGCAACAGAUGGAAGAGGCGAAUCUUCAAAGAGUGAGUCUCAUAGUCAAAAAGUAAACGCCUUUCUCUUCACAUUAACUUCUUUACGUCGCUGGAUGCAUUAUCCAAUUCCAAACAAACCAAACAUAUGUUCCUUUAUCUAUACGGCCCAAUCAUCUUCUGCCACCUCACCACUCCCCUUGAAUUACUUUAGAAUUUUGUGGGAUUUGAGCCGGUUUACACACACCUCGAUUAUCUCACGGGACAAGCGUCUGACUCUACAAUAUUUGAUGCCAGAAAACACAUAGAAAUAAUUCCUAAGGGAGAUGGUCAUCGUGGAGACUGAACCCGUUCCCUCUCACUUUAUUCUAUCCCUCUUUAUUCAUGUUUUUAACCUUCAUGGACCACGGCUAAACUGUUUAAUGAUCCAAAUGAAAUUAAUCCGUUUCCUGCAAAAGUAAAUUGCAUACAACUUUCCUCCUCGAGAACAAUAGGUUCUCUCUCUCUCUCUGUGAAACCUAAAAGUCUAUGACAAUGAUUAUAUAGACACAACCAGAAUUGAGAAUGCUUUUGAGGAAGAAAAUGGAGAAAAACAGUUAACAGUCCUCCACUCAAACAGAAAACAAACGCAGUUGCAGACUCACAGAGAGAGCUCUCCAUUUUUGCUCUCCAAAAUGCUGCCCACACCCUGCAUUCUGCUGCUAACUUUCCUACUUCCCUCCCUCUCCCGACUCGGUGCCGCGCUCAACUUCACUCUCCCCGGCCAGCACCCGAGCCCUGAACUGGUUGCUCAAGAAGUUUACAGGAAAGUGAAUGCUUCGGUAACGAGAAGGCACUUGCUCCAAAUUUCCGAGAAAGAUGAAUCUUCAUCUUCAUCCUGCUACACGGGCAACCCAAUCGACGACUGCUGGAAAUGCGAUCCAAAUUGGCCCAACAACCGGCAGCGCCUCGCCGACUGCGCGAUAGGGUUCGGCCAGUACGCUCUCGGCGGAAAGAACGGCGAGUUCUACAUAGUGACAGACGACUCCGACGACGAUCCGGUCAAUCCAAAGCCCGGAACAUUACGAUACGCCGUGAUUCAGCCGCAACCUCUCUGGAUCGUCUUCCCGGCCAACAUGCUCAUCAAACUCUCACAGGAGCUCAUCUUCAACAGCUACAAAACCCUCGACGGACGCGGCGCCAAUGUCCACAUCGUCGGAGGCGGCUGCAUCACCUUGCAGUACAUAAGCAACGUCAUCAUCCACAACAUCCACAUCCACCAUUGUUAUCCAUCAGGGAACACCAUGGUCCGGUCGAGUCCGACGCAUUACGGGUACCGGACGAAAUCGGACGGCGACGGGAUCUCGAUCUUCGGGUCGAAGGACAUAUGGAUUGACCAUUGCUCCCUCUCGCAUUGCAAAGAUGGGCUGAUUGAUGCGGUGAUGGGCUCCACCGGAAUCACAAUUUCAAACAAUUAUUUCUCGCAUCACGAUGAGGUUAUGCUGCUGGGUCACAGCGACAGCUACUUGCCGGACUCCGGAAUGCAGGUGACGAUAGCGUUCAACCACUUCGGGGAGAAGCUGGUGCAGAGGAUGCCGCGUUGCCGGCGAGGGUACAUCCACGUCGUCAACAACGACUUCACGCAGUGGGAAAUGUACGCCAUC
This is a messenger RNA of Momordica charantia (bitter melon), 1871 nucleotides long. Its product is annotated as Pectin lyase-like superfamily protein. Gene Ontology annotation, molecular function: pectate lyase activity. The record is from RefSeq and is a predicted model, not a curated record. Lineage: Eukaryota; Viridiplantae; Streptophyta; Magnoliopsida; Cucurbitales; Cucurbitaceae.